Auxenochlorella protothecoides is the source of this 957-nucleotide messenger RNA. RefSeq names its product WD repeat domain-containing protein 83. Gene Ontology annotation, cellular component: catalytic step 2 spliceosome. The transcript is spliced from 5 exons. Gene Ontology annotation, molecular function: protein binding. NCBI's taxonomy places the organism in Eukaryota, Viridiplantae, Chlorophyta, Trebouxiophyceae, Chlorellales, Chlorellaceae. The coding region runs from base 1 to 957 and encodes 318 amino acids. Gene Ontology annotation, biological process: mRNA splicing, via spliceosome. The record is from RefSeq and is a predicted model, not a curated record.
AUGCCUCCCACCCCGCUGGGGCCUGCCCUGCCCCCGCACCUCGCCGCGGAGCCCUCCGAGCACUUUCCCACAUCGGCAAGCUACGAGCUGAAGGGUCAUGAAGGCCCCGUGUACGCUGUGCGCUUCAACAGUCAAGGCACCUACUGCUUGUCCUGUGGCAAGGAUCGUACGCUUCGUCUGUGGAACCCACACACCGGCAGACUCGUGAAGACGUACACUGGGCAUGGAUAUGAUGUCCGGGAUGUGACUGUCACCAAGGACAAUAGCAAGUUUGCGUCCUGCGGCGGAGACAAGCAGGUCUUUGUCUGGGACGUCGGGUCCGGAAAGAUAAUCCGGAAGCUGCGAGGCCACGAUGCGCCCAUCAAUGCGAUCACGCAGGGCGCCGGCGACGAGGUGCUGGUGACGGGGUCCUACGACCAGGCGGUCAAGGUCUGGGACUGUCGCUCCCGCUCGUUUGACCCCGUGCAGGUGAUGACCGACGCGUCGGACAGCGUCACCAGCGUGACGACUAACACGGCCGGCGGACGCGCCGAGGUGGCGGCGGCGAGCGUGGACGGCGGCGUGCGGCGGUAUGACAUCAGGAUGGGCUGCCUCUUCACCGACGCGCUGCACGUGCCGGUGACCCACCUGGCAGCUUCCCGAGACGGCGCCAUGCUCCUGGCCGCCUGCAUGGACUCCUGCAUCAGGCUCCUGGAUCGUGCUGAGGGCGACUUGCUCAUGGAGUUCAGAGGACACAAGCAUGCGUCUACGCGCAUCGAGUGCUGCCUCAGUCCCACCGACGCCCAUGUGUUUGGCGCGUCCGAGGAUGGACGUGUGUGCAUCUGGGACCUGGCGUCUGGCGAGAUGGUGGAGAGCCACCAGGCCCACAGCGACAGCGUGUGUAGCAUGGCCCUGCACCCGGAGGGCAGUACCUUGUGCACCAGCUCGGUGGAUGGCCUGAUCAAGGUCUGGGUGUGA